UUUGGGGGAUAUCUUGAAACAAGUGCGGAGUGACAUAGAUAGCGAGAAAGGGUGCUGAGAGACUGGUAUAGGUACGCUGCUUCUCUCUGAAUCACUCGCUGAGCUUCCAGUCAAACCUUCGACUUGAAGAUGGGAUCCAUAGUGAAGAAGGGACUCAACAAUUAUGUCAAACAGCUCCAGCAACACCCUCUCCGAACCAAGGUAAUCACAGCGGGAGUGUUGUCUGGGAUCAGCGACUUGGUGUCUCAGAAGCUGACGGGCAUACAAAAAAUUCAACUUAGACGGCUUCUUCUUAAAGUGAUUUUUGGAGCUGCUUAUCUUGGACCAUUUGGGCAUUACUUUCACAUAGUGCUUGAUAAAAUUUUCAAAGGGAAGAAAGAUUCAAAAACUGUAGCCAAAAAGGUUUUGAUCGAACAGUUGACAGCUUCUCCUUGGAACAAUUUGCUUUUCAUGAUUUAUUAUGGUUAUGUUGUGGACGGACGUCCAUGGGUGCAUGUGAAGGCUAAAGUUAGGAAGGACUAUCCACCGGUGCAGUACACGGCAUGGACGUUCUGGCCUGUUGUGGGGUGGAUAAAUCACCAAUUCAUGCCUCUCCAUUUCCGAGUCAUUUUCCACAGCUUAGUUGCAUUCUGCUGGGGAAUAUUCUUAAACCUUAGAGCACGAUCUCUGGUGCUGACCAAAGCCUGAAGUAAACAAGAAUACAGCGCACAAAUGUUACAUUGUUCAGGCUUUACUGUUUCACUUUAAAAUCAUUGGGGACAUCUUAACUUCCAAUAUGUUGGAAGGACUUUAUUUUUAUUCUUUUUAAUGUAGUCUGGUGUUGGCGUUCUGAUUCGUUCACACCCUGUAGUUUAUCUAUAUGCAUGACAUAAGCUUGGUUUCCUCGGAACAUAAAAGUUUGUGAACUUUAUUUGCGUGGAAUUAUAUAUCUUAAGACGACUCCCGUAAGCUUGGAGAAGUAUUUCAAAAAGACUGAAACAUAUUUGAAUUCUGAAA
Messenger RNA from Prosopis cineraria, 996 nucleotides. RefSeq names its product peroxisomal membrane protein PMP22. The record is from RefSeq and is a predicted model, not a curated record. NCBI's taxonomy places the organism in Eukaryota, Viridiplantae, Streptophyta, Magnoliopsida, Fabales, Fabaceae. The transcript has 7 exons. Gene Ontology annotation, cellular component: cytoplasm; membrane. Bases 130 to 687 code for a protein of 185 amino acids.